This is a messenger RNA of Rhinocladiella mackenziei CBS 650.93, 399 nucleotides long. RefSeq lists its product as uncharacterized. The record is from RefSeq and is a predicted model, not a curated record. NCBI's taxonomy places the organism in Eukaryota, Fungi, Ascomycota, Eurotiomycetes, Chaetothyriales, Herpotrichiellaceae. The transcript is spliced from 2 exons. Bases 1 to 399 code for a protein of 132 amino acids.
AUGUCAACCGACGAGCAGUUCACAAGUUUCUUCCGCAUUCUCCUUCAAUUGUCUCCUGGAGACAUCGAUACGAUCGACAAUCAAUUGUCGAACUCCGAACCCAGCACGGGCAAAUCUACAGUGUCGUCGAAGACAUGCCGAGGAUCGGUCCACAAUAUGAACACAUCGAAGUCGCAUAUGGACAAUACGCCUCCGUGGCACCUACGCGGCGGACAGUCCAUCUGGCCUCGACGAGACAAAUAUCUUUAUCACGGGGCGCCCAAGGCCACCGUCGUUUGGGAGGACAGGCCCAAAUGGGAGCCUUACGAGCAGAACACCCUGAAAACAAUGAAUUUUGACAAGGGCAAUGGAGAACUUAUCGGAGGUGGACUGGGCGUCACGGGCCCAGCUGAUUCGUGA